Chelonoidis abingdonii (Abingdon island giant tortoise) is the source of this 3430-nucleotide messenger RNA. Lineage: Eukaryota; Metazoa; Chordata; Testudines; Testudinidae. The record is from RefSeq and is a predicted model, not a curated record.
UGAGAUCCUAGGGUGCAAGGUGCUGUGCAAUGCAAAGAAUGAUCUUUCUGCAAAAUGUUCCUGCUCUAUCAGCCAAUGAGCGGGGAUGGAACAUGCGGUAGAAAUUGAAAGACGGCUGACACAAUGCAGAAGAGAAUGCUCACCACAUGGGCGGGGUGGCCUGUUGUUUGAAGAACUCAACGCUUUAGAAGUCUGAGAUUCUGUUCCACUCCCCUCCUUGGGCAGGAGGAUCUGUGAUGCACACUGAGGAAGGAGAGAGCUGUUUGUGCAUAGGGGAUUUUUCCCCUCCCUGAGCUGUCUUAUGUGAGCAGGGAGUGGGAGUUUCAGUACUUCUCUGCAUUAGUCCAGACCUGUUGCCCAGGCCUGAGAAGGAAGGUGGGGUAGCUGAUGCAUUUCUCAGACUGGAAGAGUUUCUUAUUCGUCACUGUUCCUACACAGAGAGCUCCCUUAAGAUUUAAGCAAGAGGCAACCUAAAUAUCUCUAUCUUGGAAACUGGAUUUGUGUAAGGAAGGACGAGCCAAGGCAUGUUUCAGAGAGGCAGAAUUUUGCCUUGAGAAGAAUAUUUUAAUCGUCAUGCUGGGGGAAUUUUAAAUCAAGAUCAUUUGAACGCUUCUUGGAAGAGAGAUUCCACCUCCACCCUCACCCCGUCUUUUCUGGUUUGAUUUGUUUUUCUUAUGAAAUUUGAAACACCUGCUACGACGAGAGGUUCUGAUUUCCCUUUGUCACCAGAAACUGACCAGUAACUUCUGCAGAGCUGUAGAAUGUUCUGAUUUUCUGCGGGGGGUUGCGGGGGAGAGCUGUAGAGAUGCAUCUUUGCCUGAAAUGGCGGGACAAGAGGCGUGCAUGAAUUGAAUUAAUGGCCGGGGAUGAGUAAUCCCCGCACCAGAAACUUUUGCUACCACAGUUCUCAGACAAGCUGAGUGGCAGAGACCAUAGCCACGGAGGUUGGAGCAUGUGUGAUUAAGUGCUCACCAAGCAUUCCCGAGCCCAGUUUAAGAGGGCACUGUGAUCUUUCCCACAUCAUGGCUUGGUGCUUCUGCUGUUGUCGGAAGUGCCCCUAUUUCCUGUCAGAAGAAGAUAAAACUGCUGUUGUGUUAGAUAAAGAAAUCAACAAAAUAUUAAGAGACCAGAAAAAGCGAGAGAGGCUGGAGCUGAAGUUACUUCUACUAGGUGCCGGGGAAAGCGGGAAGAGCACUUUUAUCAAACAGCUGCGGAUAAUCCAUGGGGCAGGCUAUUCAGAAGAGGAUCGCAAAGGCUUUGCCAAGCUGGUGUAUCAGAACGUCUUUGCCUCCAUCCAGGCCAUGAUCGGAGCCAUGGAGACUCUGCAGAUUCCUUAUGCCCAGCCAGAGAAUGUGGAAAACGCCAAGCUGGUCAUGGGGGUGAAUGCUUCGAAGGUGGCGGCCUUGAACAGGCCAUAUACAAACGCCAUUGAAAGCCUAUGGAGGGACGUGGGCAUCCAGACCUGCUACGAGAGACGGCGGGAGUAUCACUUACUGGACUCGGCCCUGUAUUUUCUGUCCAGCCUGGAGCGCAUCGCAGAGGACAGUUACAUCCCCACAGCUCAGGAUGUCCUGAGGAGCCGCAUGCCGACGACCGGCAUCAGUGAAUACUGCUUCUCGAUGCAGGAGAUGAUCUUAAGGAUUGUGGAUGUGGGUGGGCAGAAGUCGGAGCGCAGGAAGUGGAUACACUGUUUCGAAAACGUUAUUGCCCUGAUCUACCUGGCUUCCCUCAGCGAGUACGACCAGUGCCUGGAGGAGAAUAGCAAGGAGAAUCGGAUGAGGGAGAGCCUGGCCCUGUUCAGAACCAUCCUGGAGCUGCCCUGGUUCCAGAGCGCCUCCGUGAUCCUCUUCCUAAACAAAACUGACCUCCUGGAGGACAAGAUCACCCACUCGGACCUGGCUGCUUACUUCCCCAGAUUCCCAGGACCAAAGCGAGAUGCGGAGGCGGCGAAAAAGUUCAUUCUGGAGAUGUACGUGGACACCUACAAGCGAUGCUCCGCGGUCCCCCGCAACGCAGGGCAGAGACCCUCCGAGACGGCCUCCAAAUCCAGGUGCCUCUACCGCCACUACACCUGUGCCACGGAUACGCAGAACAUCCGCAAGGUCUUCAGGGACGUCAGGGAUGUGCUCUUGGUUGGCUAUUUGGACGACAUCAACCUGCUGUGAGAAGGGCUCAGGCCAGGUUCGUGCAUGGCAGUGACAUUACAGUGCUUGGCGUGGCCAGUGCACAAGGGGACGAAUCAGCUAGGGGUCGGGACAGUGGACCUUGGCUGCUGCUGCUUGUAAAAUGCACUUGGAACGUGCCCCUGAUGCUGUGUUUGGACGGGGCCUGCCUGGUGCUGGGAGCAUGUGGGGGGAACGGUCUCACUUAAUGCCGCCUCGGCUCAGAGGUCUAUGGAGCUGCCUUUUUCACGGCAUCCUGCCAGAAUCCCUGCAGGGCUGCCUGCAGAGUGUCAUCUCAGGCCUUUCUUUAGGGGUCAAUUUUACCCCUUUCUGCGGGAGAUGGGCCCGAAGCCCAGCACUGACUGGGGAUUGGCUCCUAUGAUGGCCUGUAGCUUCUUCAAGGGCUAUUUUUGCCAUCCCUUCAUGCUAGUGGAGGGGCUGCUUCUUGCUGGGACGCUGGGCCCAGCUUUGUUUUUAUUCUCAGGGUUUUUUUUCAUGUGGAUUUAGCCCUAGGAAUAGGAGCUGGAUUGAGAGUCCCAGAGACCAAAUGUCCCUGUUUAUCCUUCCCCAGCACUGCCCAGCCAAAGUCCUGUCCCUCUGACCUACAGGGUCACCUGUAAGGAUGAGAAGGGAGUUUGACCACCAUGGCUCAUUCAGUCAUUGGCCUCCUCUGCUUUCCUGCAGGGCAAAUAGGUAGUGACUCCAGCUCAGCGGGAGAAGAGAAGGCACAGUUGCUGGUUGGACUCUGUUGGGGAGCUGCCGUGUGUGUGUUGUGGAAUCCUUCCAGUUCCCCGGGAGUCUCUAGCUUAGGAAGGCAUCAUGGGGGACGGCACCUCAUGUUCUGAUGCUCAGAGGAAGGCGUGAGCAGUGAUGUGAGCGAGUGUCUCUUCUGGUGGGAGGACAACCACCUCCCGGAGGAGGAGCGGGAACUUCUCCAGAGGGAGCUGGAGCCGGUGUCCGGGCCCACCGUGCGCAAACCAUCUCCCCAGACAGGAGACCCAGCGUGAGCCUCUGAGCAUGGGCAUUCAGCCAGAGCGGAGGGGUGAAUUGAAUAGGGACUGUUGUGAAGGCCAAUUUAUGAAGCAAUCUUUAUGGGUUGGGGGGAAAUUGUUAACCCCCAAUCAAUUCUCUUAUAGUUGUCUGCAGUUCUCUUCCUUGUGGUAUCUGCAAACCACACUACAGCACCUCCUUAAAGAUCCUUCUAGUUCAGCGGUUCUUCAAGGUUUAUACUGGUGACCCCUUUCAGACAGCAAGCCUCUGAGUGUGAC